AUCCACCACACACCAUAAGAGCAACACAAUUGGCAGCUAACCCGCUGUUCCUCCAGACCGCUGAGAGCACACAGUUAUGGAUUCAAUAUGGCUGACGACACACGUAAAGUUCGUGUCGAAGAGCAACUGAAGAUCAAAAUAGGGGAAGCAAAAAGUCUCGUAGGACGCAGCAGCAAUGGCAGUAGCACCACGUCAUCGAAAGAAAACCGAGAUGUGUACUGUACGAUCGCGCUCGAUCAGGAGGAAAUUUGCCGGACGCCCACAAUCGAGCGUACACUUUCACCAUUCUUUGGUGAGGAGUACCAGUUCGAGAUACCGCGCCCGUUCCGUUACCUCUCGGUGUACGUGUGGGACCGGGACCGGCACCUGAAGCAAGAUAAACCAUACGGCAAAAUUGCGAUCCGGCGCGAAGAUCUGCACCAGUACAAUCACAAGGAUCACUGGUUUCCGUUGCGGCCGGUCGACGAAGAUUCGGAGGUGCAGGGUAUGGCUCAUCUGCUGAUCAACAUCGAUGAUGGCGUAGGCAACCUGAAACAGCACACCGGCGAGUUCGAGGACUAUCGGUAUCUAACACAACCGACAACCCUGUCCUGGCUACAUCAGCAGCACCAACAGCAGCAGCAGCAACAGCAGCUUCUUCACCAAAAUCAUUUAAAUCAGCACAAUCUUCACCAUCAUCUGAACGUUCACAGUACGCCCGGGAGUGGUGAAUCGAAGGAAAACAGUGGCAUUCUUCCAUUUCAUCCGACCGCACACUCGCCAAACCCGUCGUCCAACAAUGCGUUGAUGUCGGUUCAGCUAAACAGUUCUGUCACUAGUACAAAUCUAAAGUUGUUUUACCCUACAAAGGGUAGCAACAAUGCGCACACACUCCUCGGCGGGCCUGUGGAAGGUGGCGGUGGUGUUGGUGGUGGUGGAGGCGGUAGCCAGAUGGCGCCUCUAUUGAAACUAUUCGAUUCCAACCAUACAUCGCCGCUUCUACUGUCACUGUACACCAAUGGCUCGGGCAAUGGGGAGCUCGGGCAUGGGCACGGGUCCGGCGGUAUGUUGGUCGGUGGAGUAACCAGUCGGAUCACGAUCAAGCUAACCGAGUGUGUGGACUUAGCGCGCAAAAAUGGUCUCUGUGAUCCGUACGCCAUCGUGGUGGCGCACUACUCGAACAAAAAGACCAUCACCAAACGGACGAAGGCGCGGAAGAAGACUAUCAACCCAUCGUUCGACGAAACGUUUAGCUUCGAUCUGUGCAUCGAUGCGUGCGGGAGUGACUCGUCGAAAAGUGAUAGCAACAACAUGUACACGGUAAUGCCGCUCGGCGGUGCGGACCUAUGUGAGGUCGUCAUUAGCUUCAAGCACGCCAGUCCGGGCAUGGGCGAUGAUGUGUUUUUGGGCGAAAUCCGUAUACCGGUGCGGGGGAAGCAGCAACAGAAUGCGGUUCAACCGAGUGCCUGGUACUUCCUGCAGCCACGCACCAGCCAAUCGCGACCUACGCGAACGUGUGCAACGCCACCCGGUACACGGCUGUCCUGCAACAAUUCGCUCGGUUCGUUACGGUUGAAGCUAAACUACACCUCGGACCAUGUGUUUCCGCUGGCGACAUACGAUCAGCUGUACAACGUGCUGAUCCAAUCGAUCGAACAAAAACCGAUCACUGCCAGUGCGGUACACAUACUGGGCGAGAUCAGUCACAACAAGACGGAGGUAGCGCAACCACUUGUCCGUCUGUUCACACACACCAACGUGAUUGCACCGAUGAUAAAAGCGCUGGCCGAUCAUGAAAUAUCGAAGCUAACCGAUCCUACGACAAUCUUUCGCGGCAACACGCUAGUGUCGAAGAUGAUGGACGAAGCGAUGCGGCUGUCCGGGUUGCACUAUCUGCACGCCACGUUACGCCCCAUCGUGGAGGAAAUCUUUGCCGAAAAAAAGCCGUGCGAAAUCGAUCCGUCCCGUGUGAAGGAUGUCGGUGCGAUCGAGGGCAACCUGCACAAUCUGCAGGACUACGUCGGGAAGGUGUUCGAAGCGAUCACAAAGAGUGCGGUCAAGUGUCCGGCGAUAUUGUGCGAAAUAUUUCACAAUCUGCGCGAAUGUGCGGCCAAGUAUUUCCCGCAAAACAAGGAAGUUCGGUACUCGGUGGUGUCGGGAUUUAUCUUUUUGCGGUUCUUUGCACCGGCAAUCCUUGGACCUAAGCUGUUCGAUCUCACGACCGAACCAGUGGACGAGCAAACUACGCGCACUCUUACGCUGAUCUCUAAAACAAUCCAAUCGAUGGGCAACCUGGUCAGUUCGCGAUCGGCACAGCAACCGUGCAAGGAAAAGUACACCGAGCAGCUGUAUAAAAAGUUUUGUACGGAGCAGCACGUCGAAGCAAUAAAGCACUUUCUCGAGGUGAUCUCGACCGUCGGCGCUACCAACACUGGCGAUGGGCAAUCGAGCAUACUGGAACCAGUAGUUCUUAAAGAAGGGAUGAUGACAAAACGUGCCCAAGGACGGAAACGGUUUGGCAGGCGGAACUUCAAGCAGCGGUACUUCCGGCUGACGACGCAAUCGUUGAGCUACGCAAAGGCCAAGGGAAAACGACCCAUCUGUGAUAUACCACUAGCUGACAUACUGGCAGUCGAACGGCUCAACGAACGGAGCUUCAAGAUGCAGAAUAUUUUUCAGAUAAUCAAAAAAGACCAGCGCCCUCUCUACGUACAAACAGCAAACUGCGUGGAGGAAAAGGAAUGGAUCGAUCUGCUAAGUAAGAUCUGCCAAAGCAACAAAGCCCGCCUGGUAAAUUUCCAUCCCCGGGCAUACAUCAACAGUGCUUGGACAUGUUGCAACGAAAGUGACCAAUACGCGCCAGGCUGUACACCUGUCUCAUCAUCAAGCCCGAUCCAGAUGGAGCUCGCAACCGCGCUCGAUCCUGCGCGCGAUCUACAGCGACUCCAUUCGCUCAUCAUUGCCAACAUUAACAGUCUGGAGGUGCUGGAUCCGACGACGGCCUACGAAGAUCCGAUGGCAGCUCGGAAAACGAUCAAAAAGCUGAACGAAAUUGCUACCACGCUGGAGCAGAUUCAUCGCAAGUACAAGUCAAUGUUGGCGCGUGACCUCAAAUAUGGUAGCCGGCAGGCACCGAUCGGGGACGAUAACUAUCUACAUAUGCCUCGGUCCGGCAUUACGGCAGUGAUAGCGGCCGCCAGUGCAGCAGCCGCAGCAGCAGCAGCAGGUACUACAACCGGAAGUGGUACGAUCAGCAACGGAUCGUCAUCGGGUAAUGCGGUGGGUAAUGGCAGUGUUGGAACGCACGGUAACGGUGGGAUCACUGUCUCGACCCAGCAUUAUCCCGAUGCAAGUUUGGCACACUUUUUCCCCCACCGUAAUUUGCUAAUGCGUGGCGCGGACGGAGGUGAUCCGUUGACGCAAUGCUAG
Molecule: messenger RNA, 3408 nt
Organism: Anopheles maculipalpis
Lineage: Eukaryota; Metazoa; Arthropoda; Insecta; Diptera; Culicidae
Gene: RasGAP1
Product: GTPase-activating protein
Exons: 6
Coding region: 88-3408 (1106 amino acids)
Biological process (GO): intracellular signal transduction; regulation of GTPase activity
Source: RefSeq, a predicted model, not a curated record